Molecule: messenger RNA, 438 nt
Organism: Physella acuta
Lineage: Eukaryota; Metazoa; Mollusca; Gastropoda; Physidae
Product: testis-specific gene A8 protein-like
Source: RefSeq, a predicted model, not a curated record
AUGUUUUGGUUGUCUAGGGAUAGCUUGAAGGAAACAGCCAAACGGUACACUUUUAAGUUGGCUAACUUUGAGGAAGUGAAUAGUGAGACGCCUGAGUCAGCAGUGAAUAGUGAGACGCCUGAGUCAGCAGUGAAUAGUGAGACGCCUGAGUCAGCAGUGAAUAGUGAGACGCCUGAGUCAGCAGUGACGCCUGAGUCAGCAGUGACGCCUGAGUCAGCAGUGAAUAGUGAGACGCCUGAGUCAGCAGUGACGCCUGAGUCAGCAGUGAAUAGUGAGACGCCUGAGUCAGCAGUGACGCCUGAGUCAGCAGUGACGCCUGAGUCAGCAGUGAAUAGUCAGACGCCUGAGUCAGCAGUGAGUGGCCAGACGCCUGAGUCAGCAGUGACGCCUGAGUCAGCAGUGAGUGGCCAGACGCCUGAGUGGCCAACAUGCUGCUGA